Batrachochytrium dendrobatidis JAM81 is the source of this 1209-nucleotide messenger RNA. RefSeq lists its product as uncharacterized. The coding region runs from base 1 to 1209 and encodes 402 amino acids. The record is from RefSeq and is a predicted model, not a curated record. Gene Ontology annotation, molecular function: ATP binding; microtubule motor activity; microtubule binding. The transcript is spliced from 5 exons. Gene Ontology annotation, cellular component: microtubule. NCBI's taxonomy places the organism in Eukaryota, Fungi, Chytridiomycota, Chytridiomycetes, Rhizophydiales. Gene Ontology annotation, biological process: microtubule depolymerization; microtubule-based movement.
AUGGCCAUUAGUGGUAACUCGGGUAGUUUCAACAACCAUGCUGGUCGUAAUCCAAUAAAAAAGAAGCAGCAUGUAUUACAAGGCCAAUUGUCUUUCUCGCCUAAGCGUAGUCCACUACAGCUCAAUGCAUAUGGCGUACCAAUUUCUGUUGCAGCUUUGGAUUCUACUACAAUUUCAGGCACCUCUAAUGCCACACUUCAUGCAUCCAGUUCUAGUUUAAAGUCUAAUGCAAAAACAGAUCUAUCCGAUCGCAUUCGUGUCUGUGUGCGUAAGCGACCACUGAAUAAAAAGGAACUGAAAAAGGGCGAAUCAGACAUUGCUACUGUGAAUGGUCGUCGCACGAUUGCUAUUUUUGAGCCCAAAGUGAAAGUCGAUCUUACAAAGUAUGUCGAGACUCAUGAGUUUACAUUUGAUGAAGCGUUUGAUUCGGAAACAAUGAAUGAUGAGGUGUAUCGGCGUACAGCUUUUCCUCUUGUUGAGUACAUUUUCCAAGGUGGUAAAGCGACUUGUUUUGCAUACGGCCAAACGGGAAGUGGAAAGACACAUACGAUGCUUAAUGAAACCGACGGUCUAUAUGUUAUGGCUGGCAGCGAUAUUUUUAGUCUUCUUGGUCGCAGCGAAUACAGUCAUUUGGCGGCAUGGGUGUCUUUUUAUGAAAUCUACCAAGGCCAGUUGUACGAUCUUUUAGGUGCGCGCAAAAAGCUAUUUGCCCGAGAAGACGGAAAACAAAAUGUAUGCAUCAAGGGAAUUAAAGAGUACGAAGUAUCGCAAGUAGGGCGAUUGAUGGAGAUUUUUGAACAUGGUAAUGCAACGAGGUCAACAGGUGUUACUGGAGCAAACGCAGACUCUUCUCGGUCACACGCCAUUUUGCAAAUUGUUCUCAAGCAUAAAGAGGGAAAAGGUCGCAUUCAAGGCAAAUUGAGCUUUAUUGAUUUGGCAGGAAGCGAGCGUGGAGCAGAUCGUGGCGAAACGGACCAAAAGACACGCAUGGAGGGUUCAGAAAUCAACAAGAGUUUGCUGGCAUUGAAAGAGUGUAUUCGAGCGCUAGAUCAGGAUUCACGCCAUACACCAUUUCGGCAGAGUAAACUAACCCAAGUAUUAAAGGACUCAUUUAUUGGAAACUCCAAAACAUGCAUGAUUGCUACUAUUUCGCCCAAUAUUUCCAACAGCGAACACUCACUCAAUACUCUUCGUUAUGCAUACCGGUAG